Messenger RNA from Endocarpon pusillum Z07020, 3507 nucleotides. RefSeq lists its product as uncharacterized. Lineage: Eukaryota; Fungi; Ascomycota; Eurotiomycetes; Verrucariales; Verrucariaceae. The coding region runs from base 1 to 3507 and encodes 1168 amino acids. The transcript has a single exon. The record is from RefSeq and is a predicted model, not a curated record.
AUGUUCUCCAGACUCAAAUCUUCCUUCGCGCCUUCUAACAAGCCGGCCAGUAUAGACAAUAAUAACAAUGAGCUUCGGAAACGAAAUCGUCUUUCAAAGCCACCAACAAAUACAUCAUCUUCGAAUCUGUCAAGUCCUUCACUACUCCAGCUUGGAAAUCGCAGCAGCACUCUGCUGCAAUUGAGUACAAACACCGAAGAAGUCCAGGACGAGUCUCCAAUAGCCGCAGACGACGAGCCACGAGAGGCUUCAAAGGCACACAUUUUCGGUCCAGAGUCUAAAGAACCAGAAGCACCUGCCCAAGGUGAUACAGAAGCAUGGAGAGUGGGUGCAUUUGUUGUCAGUGAUAUUGAAACACAACAUUCGACUUCACCUACCACAAAGUCGCCAUUAACUUCAUCUUUCUCCGCCAUGUUCAAUACCUCUCGUCUAUCACUGAUAUCCCUCAAAGAGCACAAAGACGUCAAGGAUGUGAGCCCGCCAAAGACAGAAAUUCGCUCAUGCAAUCUCUCACGAGAAGAUCUCACUUCUCUAAUUCCCAUCCGUCGAAAGUCAUUGAACCAGCCAGGAAUCGCAACGAGGGUUGGGAAAGAUGAGCGCUGGAGUCGAUCGCCAUCAGGCGAGUUGGGGGUGGAAGCAAAAUCAGUGAUUCCCGAAGAAGCUUCCUCUAGCGAGCUGGAAGCUUUGAACCUAGAAACUUCCAAAUUUGAAAAGCCAGUGCCACCUCCAUUAGUUAGGACGGAAACACCAUCUGACCUCGUCUUUCUCGGCGGCUUGAGAUUGGGCUCUUUGCAUAUCACCAAUGGCUGUGCUUCCCCUGCACCUAGUGAUUUGUCCAUGAGAGUGAAGACUCGGUCAACACCCAAUUUGAGGACCAUGUCAGGUGAAUGUGGCGAUUCUGAUCAUGAAGACUGUGAUGCCAAUACACGCAUCGUCAACAACGUUAGACCUUCGAAACGGCCGGGUAUGCCUACUGUGCCUUCGCAGCUCGUCUCAAAAGUUCCUCAUCCAAGCCCAUUGCGCUUCUCCAGCAAUGAUAUCCUACCGAAGAUUAACACGCGUUGCGAAGACGUUGAUAAAACAUUGGGAAUGGACAGAGCAGGUCAGGGCAUCACCACUACAGACAGAUCUCCAGGAUGGAGUAUUCGUAUGGCAGAAGAAUACAUGGCCGAGCUUCCCACCAGCCCCUUUGAGAUUCCUAGGCACAGUUCGAGCCCUCAAUCGAUCCUGAACCCGAUUAGCAAGUCCACUGAGUUUGAUGACGGGUUAUUCGAAGAUGAUAGUGUCACACCUUCUGAUUUUGAUAGUGUCUACUCUUCUACUAUAGACACCCACUACUCUUCAAAUGGUGCCACUACCGCUUCGGACCAACACGAAUCCUCACCUCUGUCGACGAGACCAACUUACACCUUGGCUGAUAGUGGUUACAGUUCGAAUUCGUCGCUCAAAGACAGCAACGAAGAGACCGGCGAGAGGACAGAUGCCGACCACGCCAAUUCAGUCAUGAACGCUGUACAAAAUGGACUCAGCAUAUCCAAAAACCGACAAGAUCGUAGACCAGGUCCUCGUCCUCUGAGACCAUCAAUCCUCAAGCAGGCUAGAGCGACUACUACCUCACUCCCUACUUUCCACAAUCUGCACCAUUCGACAACCACUGUUUCGACAGUCACGACCACGACUUCGAUGCCUCCUACGAACCGGGGCAAAAAGUUGGCCAAGCCUCGAUUGUUGUCUCGCUCGGCUAGGAGGAAAGACAUCACCGUUCAGGGCAAUCAGGAAGUUAUCACUAGCUCUGUUCCCCCAGUCCCUGCAGAAUUUGAGGCCAACCUAGCAAUCCGAUCACAUCAGGUCCCAGAACUAGAACACACUUUUGAGACCAGGCAGCAUACUACCGAAAGUCCUCUUAUGUCGCCUGUUGAGCCUGUGGAGAUACGGUUCCCUUCUCCUGCCGCAAGUGUCGAUAUGAUUGGCGAGCAGUCAGCAGCACCACCGCGACCCCCAAUCCAUAAGGACUCUAUCUUUGGUCGGCGCAGCAGAUCUAUCAAGAGAUCGAACGUUGAUCACAGUUCACAAGAGAUGAGCGAGGCUGAUGCAUUGGCCAUAAUUCAAGACUUCGGAACUGUUGGGUACUCGUUAGGUGGUAAUCCCUAUGACGUUGCACGCACCAACCUUCAAUCAAGUCCUCGAAAGCAUGUCGAGCCCGCCCGGAAGGUGAACCCACACAAUAUUACAAGCGCGGCAAGACGCACAAAAUCUACUGGUGGUAUGGAUGCCGAAACAGCAGCUGAACUCGCUCGCAUGCGCAGCCGGACCAUUCAUGAACGAAACUCGAUGAGUCUAGCUGAAAAACGAGACUUGUUUAACGACAGAGGUGGUUUACCAGGCAAGAACCUACGCCCCAUGAGUUUUACUACCAAUACACCACCAUUACCUCCUCUACCCGCAGGCUUCGGGAGCAAUCAGAGCCGCAACUGGGAGCCGCAGACCAACCAUGAUCAGAUGCAGCAAGCGGACAAAUGGAACCCUCGGUUUUAUCAGAAUGUAUUCACUGACAACACAAACGUGGACCCAGCCAAUGAUCCAUAUGGGUAUAAUCAGCUGGAUGAUGCGUCAUCUUAUAAUGACUGGCCUGCCGAAUGCUAUUCAGAAGAUUAUCGGUCUGAGUUUAAUCGGCCUAGAGACGGUCGCCGAGAAAGCUGGCGUUCCGAUCGUGUUGAAAUAAAUUUUGAUCCGCGAGAGAGCUCGAGUCCAACCCACGAAGAACGCCACUUCAAUCGCCAAUACGGAGACGACUCACAAUAUGAUUAUGGUAAACCUUGGCUACAAUUUCAAGCAGCUUUCCAUAGCACUACCCACUGGGACUUUAACGAAGUAGAACACGAGGCGCCUCCGCCACCUCCACCACAUUCGCCUCGGCCAUUGUCUAUUGCACCUCACGAAGAAGGUAGCACAUGGGCACGGCAUGGUCAAGCAUGGCGAGAGGAGAGACAGUCCACAGGUGAAGCACACCCUAACGGCGGCAAGAAUUGGUCAUAUGGGGACGAUAAUAGUCUCUACCCACCAAUUCCACCUCGAAAUGUGCCUUCAAAUCAAGCAUAUCACCAUAGGGACGCUAGACCAGCAAGCACCUACCAUCAGUAUCCGGCAAACGAUGCUAUUGGUCCCGAUGCUUCGUAUGGCUCAUAUCACAGCUGCGAGCAUAGUCGACAUCCCUCACGACGGCACAGUCAGGCUAACAGCUACAAUGGAAGCAACGCGGGGUCUCAGGCCGGAAGUUUACACCCGCCCCGCGAUCCUCAACGUGUGGGUUCCAGUCCUCAGUUUGGCCGCCAUAGUGGAGGCUUCAGUUACGGCUAUGAGCGUGGAGCCGGGUUUGGUGGGAGUGCCGGAACCAGGAGUGUUAGCAGCGGAUUCGCUGGAGCAAGCAGGAAGGGCAAGGAGUUGAGCCAGGGAUUCGGGGUGGAUCUGAGCGAUGUACCGAUUAUUGCUGGGCUCAAGAUGUCGUGA